AACUCAGUACGUAGCUCCAGCUAUCAAGGAGAGCAAGGCCAGAUCUUAGGGAGGGACCAGCAACUGUUGGCUUCCACAUCUUACGCCAGCUCCGCAGUCCUCGAUUCGAGAACAAAGAGAUCGCAACCGACCUCGACUUUUCCCUCUUUAUCCCCUAGACGAGUCAAUUUCAACAAUCCUCGCCACAAUUUCGACUCUAAAUUUUCAUUAGCGGUUCACGAGGAGCUCGUCGUCAUGGUCGCGCCAGCGGUCCCUGAAAUCACCGAGGAGAUCCUCCACGAGUCGAUCGAUGCACGAACCGAAUCCCUCUCUGGUCUAAGAGAACUUGGUCCUCCCGAUCUUGUUCAUCUUCUCAAGCAUGCCGUGCGAAACCCAGCUAAACAGACUGGCGUUUAUCACCAUGUUACCGGCGUCGAUGCAUCCUCUUCUGCGAGUCUAGCAGCAUAUAUUAAUACCCUAACCUACAAAGAAUCUGGGCCAAAUGCGACAAACAAGAUUGUCGAGGGUGUCUACUGCUGCUACAAUGCCUUCUCGCGACUCGACAUGCGCGUACACGUAUCGAUCCCCGGAACCGUAGAAAGCUACUGCGUUGACGAACGAGGCGAGAAGAGGAAAGCAUCGGAGGAGCUUUGGCUGGAGACUUAUCUGUGCAGUGUUCUUCGAGCUUACUCAUACGCAGACGAUGGCAGCGGCGAUACCAUUCGAAAGAUCAUGGGUGUUCGAAGAUUCAAUCCUGUUACAAACACUGAAACCGAGCAUCGUUUCCUCCAUGCCGCAGAACAGCUCUUCUUUAGGGGAUGGCAGCUGGGUUCCGAUUCUGUGGUUCAGGUGCCUACCAACGUGUCGAAUCACCUAACUACGGGUCUGCUCAAGUACCUCGAGACAACCGGACGAUAUGCCUCUGGAAUCAACUUGUUUGAGAAACUUCGAACGCAAAGCGUUGAGGUAUCAUCUCUACUGGCAAAGGUCAUGUUCAUGGGCCAUGAGGAGGUUGCUGGUGUCCGAACGCUUCACCAGUCCUUGCAAGAGACUCCUAUGGACUAUGUCAUGCUCGACACUCAAGCUGAAUUCCUGUUGCACAAGGCCAAGAGUGCCCCUACGCCUGAGCUUAGAGACGAAAGACUCAAGAUGUCUCUUGGCUGUGCGGAUCGCGCUACUGUCGCUGCCCCAACCGAGUUCAGCACCUGGGCGAGACUGGCUCAAGUCUACGUAGCUAUGGAGGAUUGGGACAAUGCGCUCACCAUUCUCAACUCAUGCCCUAUGUUCACUUACCAAGACAAGGACACGCCUCUGAUGCCAGAACCAAAGGAGGUUCACUUGCCAACCCUCCCCGAAACUCGCCUUGACGAGAUUGACAGCGAGCCUGAAUCACGAUACUCAGAACAGGUCGACCCUAGCUUGCUCAACCUGCGCGCAGCAUCCUACAGGGGCACUUUUAAGAAGGCGUAUGACAUUCUGACCGAGAUGACGGCCAAGAUUGGCUGGGAUCAGUUGCUGAAGAUCAGGAGUAAUGUAUUUGUGAUGGAGGAUGAGUAUCGCACAGAGAAGCAAGAGGCUACUCAGCCAGCCUCUUCAGCGAAGAGAACUCCUAGCACAGAUGGUCUACGGGGCACACCUGAUCAGACCGUCAACCAAGAUGAUGAGACCGAGGAUGAAGAGGCAGAGAAGCUUGAUGAGGCCACUUCCAAAGCUGAGGAAGCCAGCGAGGAAGUCCCUGCCACCAACGGUACUAGCGAACAGGAUAAGAUCGAGAAGCCUUCUAAUGUUAUCGAUCCAGGCGAGGCAAAGGCGGACAGUGAGACAACCAAGAAUGACGAGCAUCUGUCCAAGCUCAACACCAAGCGUCUUUGUGAGCGCUGGCUAGACAGCCUCUUCAUGGUGCUCUACGAAGACCUGCGUGUCUACACAAUCUGGCGUACCCAGAUGGCUCAGUACCGUGCCCAGCAGAUGCAGUACAAGAAGUCGGCAGAGGAGUGGGAGAUCCUUGGUUCUCUCGCCGAGCGUCUUCAGCACGUCGACGAAGCUGUCGAGGCGUAUCGCGCAUGCCUAUCAAUCCGAUUCAGCCCCAAGGCCCUCGCGGGCAUCCUACGUGUCUUUGAAAAGACCAAGAGCACAAGAGAGACGGUGGCAUCCGUCAUCCGACUAGUGACAUGGCAGUACCGAUGGUACAGCGAGUUCAGCCCUGAGCUGCUGCACACGAUACGGACUCUUAUCGAGGACGAGGGAGCAGUGAAGGUCCGAAGCAUCAUUCAAGCUACUAGCUUGCCGCAGAAUGUGCUGGAUCUCACACAUCACUAUGCUGCGCUGUGCGCAACAUUCAGGAGCAGUGGUACCGACGGUUAGGAUUGAGCGAUAUGAUCUGUUUCAAAAGGAUGUUUGUCGAUGAUGGAUGUUUAGAUAUACAUUGGGGAGAUGCGUGGUAUAGGAGCAAGCUAAUUGACGAUUCAAGUCCUUGGUAGGGUAAAAGUUUCGUUCAGGGAGUUUCUGGGUGAUGCGUGAUUCAGUGUUGGAAGAACAGUAAUGCGAUGUAUAUCAGUAUGAGCAGCAUGGCCCUUGGGUAUCUCGGGCUGUUCUUGGUUUGGAUCUCCUGUAACCUUGAUUCUGUGUUGAACAGCUACGAUACUUGAUGCUCUUAUGCUGGAACCCUUCCCUUCAAUGGGUGAAAGUAGUCUCC
Molecule: messenger RNA, 2674 nt
Organism: Fusarium oxysporum Fo47
Lineage: Eukaryota; Fungi; Ascomycota; Sordariomycetes; Hypocreales; Nectriaceae
Product: Chs5p-Arf1p-binding proteins-domain-containing protein
Exons: 6
Coding region: 235-2343 (702 amino acids)
Biological process (GO): Golgi to plasma membrane transport
Cellular component (GO): exomer complex
Molecular function (GO): protein binding
Source: RefSeq, a predicted model, not a curated record